This is a messenger RNA of Sciurus carolinensis (gray squirrel), 8041 nucleotides long. RefSeq names its product notch receptor 1 (gene Notch1). The record is from RefSeq and is a predicted model, not a curated record. Gene Ontology annotation, biological process: regulation of developmental process; multicellular organism development; cell differentiation. Lineage: Eukaryota; Metazoa; Chordata; Mammalia; Rodentia; Sciuridae. Gene Ontology annotation, molecular function: signaling receptor activity; protein binding; calcium ion binding. Gene Ontology annotation, cellular component: protein-containing complex; plasma membrane.
GGGAGGGAGCACAGGGGCGCGGGGCGCGCGUCGCGGGGCGCGGGGCGCGGGCGCGAGCGCAGUGAAGGAACGAGCAGGGGUGCGGAGCCGGACCCGGGAGACCUCUAGAGCACGGCCACGCCCGCCGGUCAAGAAAGAGGGCAGUAGUGGGCGGCCGCCUGCGGGACUGUCCGGCGCGCGUGUGUGCACCCGAACCCCGCCGGCCCAGCGCAGGAGGCCUCCGCCCGGGCUGCGGGCAACGGGCGGGCAGGCAUGCCGCCGCUCCUGGAGCCCCUGCUCUGCCUGGCGCUGCUGCCCGCACUCGCCGCAAGAGGUCUGAGGUGCUCCCAGCCAGGCAGUACCUGCCUGAACGGCGGCAGGUGCGAAGUGGUCAACAGCACAGAGGAGGCCUGUGUCUGCAGCGGGGCCUUCGUGGGCCAGAGAUGCCAGGACCCCAACCCAUGCCUCAGCUCCCCCUGCAAGAACGCCGGGACCUGCCGUGUGGUGGACCGCGGCGGCACUGCCGACUACGCCUGCUUCUGCCCCCUGGGCUUCUCUGGGCCCCUCUGCCUGACGCCCCUGGACAACGCCUGCCUGGCCAGCCCCUGCCGGAACGGGGGCACCUGCGACCUGGUCACACUCACCGAGUAUAAGUGCCGCUGCCCCCCGGGCUGGUCAGGGAAAUCGUGCCAACAGGCUGACCCGUGUGCCUCCAACCCCUGUGCCAAUGGCGGCCAGUGUCUGCCCUUUGAGUCCUCGUAUAUCUGCGGCUGCCCGCCCGGCUUCCACGGCCCGACCUGCAGACAGGACGUCAAUGAGUGUAGCCAGAGCCCAGGGCUGUGCCGCCACGGAGGCACCUGCCACAACGAGGUCGGCUCCUACCGCUGCAUCUGCCGUCCCACCCACACGGGUCCUCACUGCGAGCUGCCCUACGUGCCCUGCAGCCCCUCGCCCUGCCAGAAUGGGGGCACCUGCCGCCCCACUGGGGACACCACCCACGAGUGUGCCUGCCUCCCAGGCUUCACUGGUCUGAACUGUGAGGAGAACGUGGAUGACUGUCCAGGAAACAGCUGCAAGAACGGGGGUGCCUGCGUGGACGGUGUGAACACCUACAACUGCCGCUGCCCGCCUGAGUGGACAGGCCAGUACUGCACGGAGGACGUGGACGAGUGCCAGCUGAUGCCCACCGCCUGCCAGAAUGGCGGGACCUGCCACAACACCCUGGGCGGCUACAACUGCGUGUGCGUCAACGGCUGGACGGGCGAGGACUGCGGCGAGAACAUCGACGACUGUGCCAGUGCCGCCUGCUUCCACGGCGCCACCUGCCACGACCGCGUGGCCUCCUUCUACUGCGAGUGUCCCCACGGCCGCACCGGCCUGCUCUGCCACCUCAGUGACGCAUGCAUCAGCAACCCCUGCAACGAGGGCUCCAACUGCGACACCAACCCCGUCAACGGCAAGGCCAUCUGCACCUGCCCCUCAGGGUACACGGGGCCAGCCUGCAGCCAGGAUGUGGACGAGUGUGCGCUGGGCGCCAACCCCUGUGAGCACGCGGGCAAGUGCCUCAACACGCUGGGCUCCUUCGAGUGCCAGUGUCUGCAGGGCUACACGGGCCCCCGCUGCGAGAUCGACGUCAACGAGUGCAUCUCCAACCCCUGCCAGAACGAGGCCACCUGCCUGGACCAGAUCGGGGAGUUCCAGUGCAUCUGCAUGCCCGGCUAUGAAGGCGUGUACUGCGAGGUCAACGUGGACGAGUGUGCCAGCAGCCCGUGUCUCCACGGUGGCCGCUGCCUGGACAAGAUCAACGAGUUUGCGUGCGAGUGCCUCACAGGCUUCAGCGGGCACCUGUGCCAGUACGACGUGGAUGAGUGUGCCAGCACACCCUGCAGGAACGGCGCCCGGUGCCUGGACGGGCCCAACACGUACGCCUGUGUGUGCACAGAAGGCUACACAGGGGCCCACUGUGAGGUGGACAUAGAUGAGUGUGACCCAGACCCCUGUCACUAUGGCUCCUGCAAGGACGGCGUGGCCACCUUUACCUGCCUCUGCCAGCCGGGGUACACGGGCCACCACUGCGAGACCAACAUCAACGAGUGCCACAGCCAGCCCUGCCGCCACGGGGGCACCUGCCAGGACCGUGACAAUGCCUACCUCUGCUUCUGCCUCAAGGGGACCACAGGACCCAACUGUGAGGUCAACCUGGACGACUGUGCCAGCAACCCCUGUGACUCGGGCACCUGCCUGGAUAAGAUCGACGGCUACGAGUGCGCCUGCCAGCCAGGCUACACGGGGAGCAUGUGCAACGUCAACAUCGAUGAGUGUGCGGGAAGCCCCUGCCACAACGGGGGCACCUGUGAGGACGGCAUCAAUGGCUUCACCUGCCACUGCCCCGAGGGCUACCACGACCCCACCUGCCUGUCCGAGGUCAACGAGUGUAACAGCAGUCCCUGUGUGCACGGGACCUGCCGGGACAGCCUCAACGGCUACAAGUGUGACUGCGAGCCUGGGUGGAGCGGGGCCAACUGUGACGCCAACACUGACGAGUGUGAGUCCAGCCCCUGCCUGCACGGCGGCAGCUGCAAAGACCUGACCAGCGGCUACGUGUGCACCUGCCGGGAAGGCUUCAGUGGCUCCAACUGCCAGACCAACAUCAAUGAGUGCGUGUCCAACCCGUGCCUGAACCAGGGCACCUGCAUCGACGAUGUCGCUGGAUACAAGUGCAACUGCCUGCUGCCCUACACAGGAGCCACAUGUGAGGGGGUGCUGGCCCCCUGUGCCCCCAGCCCCUGCAGAAACGGUGGGGUGUGCAGGGAAUCAGAGGACUACGAAAGCUUUUUCUGCGUCUGUCCGGCGGGAUGGCAGGGGCAGACCUGUGAGAUCGACGUCAAUGAGUGCGUGAAGAGCCCGUGCCGCAACGGCGCGUCCUGCCAGAACACCAACGGUAGCUACCGCUGCCUCUGCCAGGCAGGCUACACGGGGCGCGACUGCGAGAGCGACGUCGACGACUGCCGGCCGAACCCGUGUCACAAUGGUGGCUCCUGCACGGACGGCGUCAACAUGGCCUUCUGCGACUGCCUGCCCGGCUUCCAGGGGGCCUUCUGUGAGGAGGACAUCAACGAGUGUGCCAGCAACCCCUGCCACCACGGGGCCAACUGCACCGACUGUGUGGACAGCUACACCUGCACCUGCCCCGCGGGCUUCAACGGCAUCCACUGCGAGAACAACAUGCCCGACUGCACGGAGAGCUCCUGCUUCAACGGUGGCACUUGUGUGGACGGCAUCAACGCCUUCACCUGCCUGUGCCCUCCUGGCUUCACGGGCAGCUACUGCCAGCAUGACAUCGACGAGUGUGACUCGCGGCCCUGCCUGCACGGCGGCACCUGCCAGGACAGCUAUGGCACCUACAGGUGCACCUGCCCCCAGGGCUACACUGGCCUCAACUGCCAGGACCUCGUGCGCUGGUGUGACUCCUCUCCCUGCAAGAACGGAGGCAAGUGCUGGCACACCAACACCCUGUACCGCUGUGAGUGCCGCAGCGGAUGGACUGGCCUCUACUGCGACGUGCCCAGUGUCUCCUGUGAGGUGGCUGCGCAGCAGCGAGGGGUCAAGGUCUCCCACCUGUGCCAGCAUGGAGGACUGUGUGUGGACGUGGGCAACAUCCACCACUGCCGCUGCCAGGCGGGCUACACCGGCAGCUAUUGUGAGGACGAGGUGGACGAGUGCUCGCCCAGCCCCUGCCAGAACGGGGCCACCUGCACUGACUACCUGGGCGGUUACUCCUGCAAAUGUGUGGCCGGCUACCAUGGGGCCAAUUGCUCCGAGGAGAUCAAUGAGUGCCUGUCCCACCCCUGCCAGAAUGGGGGUACCUGCAUUGACCUCACCAAUACCUACAAGUGCUCCUGCCCCCGGGGCACGCAGGGUGUGCAUUGCGAGAUCAAUGUGGAUGACUGCAGCCCCCCUCUAGACCCCACCUCCCGCAGCCCCAGGUGCUUCAACAACGGCACCUGCGUGGACCAGGUGGGUGGCUACAGCUGCACCUGUCCUCCCGGCUUUGUGGGUGAGCGGUGUGAGGGCGACGUCAACGAGUGUCUGUCCAACCCCUGCGACCCACGUGGCACCCAGAACUGUGUGCAGCGCGUCAAUGACUUCCACUGCGAGUGCCGCCCUGGCCACACCGGGCGCCGCUGUGAGUCGGUCAUCAAUGGAUGCAAGGGCAAGCCCUGCAAGAAUGGGGGCACCUGCAACGUGGCGUCCAACACUGCCCGCGGGUUCAUCUGCAAGUGCCCGGCGGGCUUCGAGGGAGCCACCUGCGAGAACGAUGCGCGCACCUGUGGCUCGCUCCGCUGCCUCAAUGGCGGCACGUGCAUCUCGGGCCCGCGCAGCCCCACCUGCCUGUGCCUGGCCCCCUUCACGGGCCCCGAGUGCCAGUUUCCAGCCAGCAGCCCCUGUGUGGGCAGCAACCCCUGCUACAACCAGGGCAGCUGUGAGCCCACAUCCGAGAGUCCCUUCUACCGCUGCUGUGCCCCCCCCAAGUUCAAUGGGCUCCUGUGCCACAUCCUAGACUACAGCUUUGGGGGCGGCGCCGGGCGGGACAUUGCGCCGCCGCAGAUCGAGGAGGCCUGCGAGCUGCCCGAGUGCCAGGAGGACGCGGGCAACAAGGUCUGCAGCCUGCAGUGCAACCACCACGCCUGCGGCUGGGACGGUGGCGACUGCUCCCUCAACUUCAAUGACCCCUGGAAGAACUGCACGCAGUCCCUGCAGUGCUGGAAGUACUUCAGCGACGGCCGCUGCGACAGCCAGUGCAACUCCGCCGGCUGCCUCUUCGAUGGCUUCGACUGCCAGCAUGCGGAAGGCCAGUGCAACCCCCUGUACGACCAGUACUGCAAGGACCACUUCAGCGACGGGCACUGCGACCAGGGCUGCAAUAGCGCCGAAUGCGAGUGGGACGGGCUGGACUGCGCGGAGCACGUCCCUGAGCGACUGGCGGCUGGCACGCUGGUGCUGGUGGUGCUGCUGCCGCCCCAGCAACUGCGCAACCACUCCCUGCACUUCCUGCGUGAGCUCAGCCGUGUGCUACACACCAACGUGGUCUUCAAGCGGGACGCACAGGGCCACCAGAUGAUCUUCCCCUACUACGGCCAUGAGGAGGAGCUGCGCAAACACCCCAUCAAGCGAGCCGCAGGCUGGGAGGCGCCCACCUCCCUGCUUGGCCAGGCCACGGCCUCCCUGCUCCCCAUCGGCAGCAGGCGCCAGCGCAGGGAGCUGGACCCCAUGGACAUCCGUGGGUCCAUCGUCUACCUGGAGAUCGACAACCGGCAGUGCAUGCAGUCAUCCUCCCAGUGCUUCCAGAGCGCCACCGACGUGGCUGCCUUCCUGGGGGCGCUGGCCUCGCUCGGCAGCCUCAACAUCCCCUACAAGAUCGACGCAGUGCAGAGUGAGACUGUGGAGCCGCCGCCCCCCGCGCAGCUGCACCUCAUGUACGUGGCUGCCGCUGCUUUUGUGCUGCUUUUCUUCGUGGGCUGCGGGGUCCUGCUGUCCCGCAAGCGCCGGCGGCAGCAUGGCCAGCUCUGGUUCCCUGAGGGCUUCAAGGUGUCAGAAGCCAGCAAGAAGAAGCGGCGGGAGCCCCUUGGCGAGGACUCCGUGGGCCUCAAGCCCCUGAAGAACGCCUCGGACGGUGCCCUCAUGGAGGACAGCCAGAAUGAGUGGGGGGAUGAGGGCCUGGAGACCAAGAAGUUCCGGUUCGAGGAACCCGUGGUUCUUCCCGACCUGGAUGAUCAGACAGACCACCGGCAGUGGACCCAGCAGCACCUGGACGCUGCGGACCUGCGCAUGUCUGCCAUGGCCCCCACGCCACCCCAGGGAGAGGUGGAUGCUGACUGCAUGGACGUCAAUGUCCGUGGGCCCGAUGGCUUCACCCCGCUCAUGAUCGCCUCCUGCAGCGGAGGGGGCCUGGAGACGGGCAUCAGCGAGGAGGAGGAGGAUGCCCCGGCUGUCAUCUCCGACUUCAUCUACCAGGGUGCCAGUCUGCACAACCAGACAGACCGCACGGGCGAGACUGCCUUGCAUCUGGCUGCCCGAUACUCACGCUCCGAUGCUGCCAAGCGCCUGCUGGAGGCCAGCGCAGAUGCCAACAUCCAGGACAACAUGGGACGCACCCCGCUACAUGCAGCCGUUUCUGCCGACGCACAGGGCGUCUUCCAGAUUCUGAUCCGGAACCGAGCCACAGACCUGGACGCCCGCAUGCAUGACGGCACGACUCCCCUGAUCCUGGCCGCCCGCCUGGCCGUAGAGGGCAUGCUGGAGGACCUUAUCAACUCGCACGCAGACGUCAACGCUGUGGAUGACCUAGGCAAGUCGGCCCUGCACUGGGCUGCUGCAGUGAACAACGUGGAUGCCGCCGUGGUGCUCCUGAAGAACGGGGCCAACAAGGACAUGCAGAACAACAAGGAGGAGACGCCUCUGUUCCUGGCUGCCCGGGAGGGCAGCUACGAGACUGCCAAGGUGCUGCUGGACCACUUUGCCAACCGGGACAUCACGGACCACAUGGACCGCCUGCCACGCGACAUCGCACAGGAGCGCAUGCACCACGACAUCGUGAGGCUGCUGGACGAGCACAACCUGGUGCGCAGCCCCCAGCUGCACGGCGCCGCCCUGGGCGGCACGCCCCGCCUGUCCCCCACCCUCUGCUCGCCCAGGGGCUACCUGGGCAACCUCAAGCCCAGCGUGCAGGGCAAGAAGGCCCGCAAGCCCAGCUCCAAAGGCCCAGCCUGCGGCAGCAAGGAGGCCAGGGACCUCAAGGUGCGCAGGAAGAAGUCCCAGGACGGCAAGGGCUGCCUCCUGGACAGCUCGAGCAUGCUGUCGCCCGUGGACUCCCUGGAGUCGCCGCAUGGCUACCUGUCGGACGUGGCCUCACCACCCCUCCUCCCCUCCCCGUUCCAGCAGUCUCCAUCCAUGCCUCUCAACCACCUGCCCGGCAUGCCCGACGCCCACCUGGGCAUCAGCCAUCUGAACGUGGCGGCCAAGCCUGAGAUGGCAGCUCUGGGUGGGGGUGGCCGACUGGCCUUUGAGCCUGGCCCACCACGGCUCUCCCACCUGCCUGUGGCUUCCAGCACCGGCACAGUCCUGGGCACCAGCAGCACAGGGGCCGUGAAUUUCACUGUGGGUGGGACUGUGGGCUUGAACGGCCAAUGCGAGUGGCUUUCCCGGCUACAGAGUGGCAUGGUGCCCAGCCAAUACAACCCACUGCGAGGGGCAGUGGCACCAGGCACGCUGAGCACACAGACCCCCGCUCUCCAGCACACCAUGAUGGGCUCACUGCCCAGCAGUCUCUCCGCUAGUGCACUGUCCCAGAUGAUGAGCUACCAGGGCCUGCCCAACGCACGGCAUGCCACCCAGCCUCACCUGGUGCAGCCCCAGCAGGUGACGCAGCAAAACUUGCAGAUGCAGCAACAGAACCUGCAACUACCAGACAUCCAGCAGCCCCAGAGCCUGCAGCCGCCUGCACAGCCGCACCUGGGCGUGGGCACAGCAGCCAGUGGGCACCUGGGUCGGAGCCUCCUGGGAGGGGAGCCGAGCCAGGAUGUGCAGCCACUGGGCCCCAGCAACCUGGCAGUGCACACCAUCCUGCCCCAGGAGAGCCAGGCCCUGCCCACCUCACUGCCGUCCUCGCUGGUCCCACCCAUGACCACCACGCAGUUCCUGACUCCGCCCUCCCAGCACAGCUACUCCUCGUCCCCUGUGGACAACACCCCCAGCCACCAGCUGCAGGUGCCCGAGCAUCCCUUCCUCACCCCAUCCCCUGAGUCCCCUGACCAGUGGUCGAGCUCCUCACCACAUUCCAACAUCUCCGAUUGGUCUGAGGGCAUCUCCAGCCCGCCCACCACCAUGCAGUCCCAGGUCACCCACAUUCCAGAGGCGUUCAAGUAAACGGCCACGCCUGCGGGGUCCCGGCUUCCUUUCCCACACCCUCGGGCAUUUCCAGUGCUCCAGGAUGCUGGGGCCAACCAAAGGAGCCUUUUUUAUUUAAAAAAAAAAAAAAAAAAAAAAAAAAAAUGUUUUUAUA